AUGGCAACGAGAAAGCGGCGGGGCUCGAGCCAGGAGCCUAUGCCUAUGCCGAAGCGAAGGAAGCUGUCCGCAGGGAAGCCUGAAGGGGCAUCAGGCGAUGCGGAGGUCCGGUCAGGAUGCGUCGGAAACACGGCCAGCACGGCCAUCAACCAUGAUGGGCUGCACCAGAAAGACCCAGAAGAGACACCAGCCCUGACGCCAGACAUGCCGGCAAGGGAGGAGAUCGCCGCAAAGAAAGGAGGGGCGUAUACAUCUGCAGUAUCUCGUCUCAUUCCUAGCUUUAGGCGACCCGGCAAGGCGGCGCCGGCGGUGAAAAACCAGGCCGAGGCGGAGAGCACAGAAGGUGGCCCGGAUCUAGCACUUGCCUGGGCGACAGAAAACAAAAAAGAUAACAGCAAUCCGGUUGACCAAGGCCGAGGGAUAAAGCGUCGUCCUAGUUCUCUCGACACAGUAACAGCGUGGUGCAGAUAUGUCGUCAUACAGGCUCGCAACAAGAUAGCCUUUAGCAAGACGGAGAAGGACCUCCAAGACUGCCAUCAGAAUGCCAUGCCCACAGCCCCGCCAUCAAAGGAGCCACCUCAAGGAAGUCCAUCUCGAGAGCGAGACUCCGCAACACCAUUUUGCAACCCAGAACAGGUUAUGGCUGGGGAAAGCCCGUCUGUCAUGUCUGCAAAGGAGGAAAAAAAGCCGGUUGAACCGUCCGAGGUCAAGACCAAGGAGGAUGGGCGAACAGUCCAACAGUCCAAGACCACCAGGCUCUCUGAGGAGCAGACUGAGGCCGGUGCCGCCAGCACCAAGGCAGAUUCUGCUGAGGAGCGGGCCAAACAUGGUCGUAUGAAGGGCAUCAACGCAGAGCUCAAUGAGGACACAGAGGCCGAUUUCGUCAAGGAGGUCGAGGCCGUCUCCACCGAGACGCAGAGUCGAGCCGAUCUCGCCGAGAAGGACAAGGCAGAUCCGGCCGAGAAGCAGACUGAGGCCAAGCAGCAGGUGAGUCAUGAUCCUGCCAAAGGAUUUGACCACAACAUCAUGGUCAGGCAGCCCGAGCAUAGAGAUCAGGCUGAACAGACCCACCACCUUGCUGAACAUGCAAUGGAAGAGAUUGUAGACGGGCAGCUCGCUGACCAUCACCUCGCAAUCAAGCAACACCAGGCGGCAUUGCCCAAGGCAGGUAAUCUGGCAAGUAAGCUUGUCACUGAACCUAUCCGAGGAGUACGUCACGCACUUGAUAGAGUUGAGGUCCAGGGGAUCAAGGAGAAACAGCCUCGCCAUUUUCAAGAGCACCAGAUUUCUGAAUACCCUAACCACCGUCGAGGGUCCAGACAUCGAGAGGGUGGUUACCAAGAUGAGGGCCAGCGAGACGAGGACCAUGGAGACGAGGACCAUAGAGAUGAGGACCGACGAGAGUUUGACUGUCACAGGCUUGAUCUACUUCGAGAGCUCCCUUUUCUCAGAGGCUUUGGCUGUCCUUGUGACUCUGAUAGUGAGUGGGAGAGUGAUGAUGUGAGAACAGAGUAUACCGAGAGUGAAAUCGACCCAGCUGAGCGGGCCGAGUGGGAGGAGUACCGCCUUGAUAUAGAUAGCCUCUUCCAUGACCCCAUGUAUCAAGAAGAUGCUCAACAUGAAGAAGAGCCUCAAGAUAAAGUGCUUGCUGAAGACCAGCUCUAUGAGGCGAGAUUUAUCCCAGGACAGCUUUAUAGAGAGGUCCAGGAAGAGCUUGAGGACCUGGGGGACCCUAGCAGCCAGUCGGGAAGCGAAGACGAGAUCAUCGACGUGUAUGCGGAUUACAACCGAAAUUACGAGUCGGAUGGGAAUGUUCAGUCAUCUGGCAGCUCGUCUGACGGCUCGUACGAGCCAGAUAGCGAUGGGAGUCCGGAGCCUCCUGAAGAGAGGUUGUCGCGCACACCCCCAACAAGGAGGCACCCGACGACAAGGAGCCCGACAGGUCAACGCCUGCAAGGAUUCUAUUUCCAGCGCCGGCAGAAGCCACGAGGUUGCUUCUUCUUGGCGCGUUCUUCUCUGGGAAUUUCUGAGCCCCUCUAG
This is a messenger RNA of Thyridium curvatum, 2040 nucleotides long. RefSeq lists its product as uncharacterized. NCBI's taxonomy places the organism in Eukaryota, Fungi, Ascomycota, Sordariomycetes, Thyridiales, Thyridiaceae. The coding region runs from base 1 to 2040 and encodes 679 amino acids. The transcript has a single exon. The record is from RefSeq and is a predicted model, not a curated record.